Messenger RNA from Lucilia cuprina (Australian sheep blowfly), 2047 nucleotides. RefSeq lists its product as uncharacterized. Lineage: Eukaryota; Metazoa; Arthropoda; Insecta; Diptera; Calliphoridae. The coding region runs from base 1353 to 1781 and encodes 142 amino acids. The record is from RefSeq and is a predicted model, not a curated record. The transcript is spliced from 5 exons.
CAUGACAUAAAGUUAUUCCUUCACGAUUUUGUUAAAGAAAUGAAGAAUUUGAUUAAGUCUGGAUUUAAAUUCGAAACAUACAAUAUUAAAAUAAAAAUUCGAGCAUUUCUGUGUGAUGCGCUUGCCCAAUCAUUUGUAUGUGUGGUAAAAGGUCAUAAUGCUUUGAAUGGAUGUAAUAAGUGUGAUCAAAUAGGUAAAAGUGUCAUGAAAGUUACCACUUUUUUAACAUCUGUUGGAAAAUUACGAUCUGAUGAAGAUUUUCGUCAAAGAAUUGAUCAAAUUUUUAUCAUAAAUCUUUUUUAAAUAGGGAAAUGUCUUUAGAGUCGAUAGGUAUAAAGAUGAUAACUCAAUUCCCCUUAGAUGUUAUGCUCCUUAUCGAUUUAGGAGUGACGAAAAAAAAUGUUACUAAUGUUGUUGAAUUCUAAAACCACUGAGUGUUUUAUGCAAAUCUAUAAUCGCAAUGUCUUCCCUGUUAAUUCCAAAGGAAUUUAUAAGAAAACCCAGAUCUUUUGACGAAAUUGCUAGUUGGAAAGCAGUUGAGUUCCGCCAGUUUGUUUUAUACACAGGACUUCUUGUUUUAACGGCAAGUACGAGUGACGUGUUCUUUAACCACUUUUUAUUAUUGUCAAGUGCUUACAAGAUUAUGAGUUGCCCCCUUUUAUUCCAAUCUAAGAAUGCUAGUGCUCAUAUAAUGUUAAAUACCUUUGUUCUGAAAUUUGGGAAUAUUUUUGGACUAACAAGCCUAACUUAUAAUGUACACAACCUUUUGCAUUUAAGCCAAACAUUAGAAGAGUACGGCAAUAUCUCUUAUAUAUAUACGUAUCCUUUUGAAAACUGUAUGAAGGAUAUCAAGAAAGCGGUAAGAAAACCACACCAAAUUGAACAACAAAUAUUUAAUAGAUUUUCUAAAGUCUCAUUAUUAAAACCAGAUCUAUUUACUGGCUAUAAAGAAAAUUGUAAAGUUCGUUUUCUUUCGAUACAGGAUAUUUUAGUUGAAAUAUUCCUGAUAAUUGUUGUUUACUUGGUAGUGAUUGCCCUGGCGAAAUAUUAAAAUUCCUCGAAAAUGGUUGUAUUGUAAUCCAAAAAAACUUCUUUCUCGAGCCAAUUUCUUCUCAGGAUCUUGGAAUUUACCUUGUAAGUCCUGACUCCUUUUAUGAAGAAAUUUUUAGAACAGAUCAAAUAUACGCAAAAUUAGUAAAUAUUCCGUACAAAAAUGAAAGAAAUUGUUGAAAGCCAGAAAAAUGCAAUGGGAGUUUUAAAGGGACAAAUUAAUGAUUUAAAAGAAACUAUUGUAAAUCUAAAUAAGGUCAUCGUUGGAUUAGUAUCAGAGGUAAAAACCACGCUAAAAUGUGAUGUUACACAAGGUUUCAACAAUUAAAAGCACUUUAAGCAUGGAGGGAUUAAACAAGAAUCUUACAAAUUUAUUAGAUAUAAAGUUGUUGAUCGAUUUUAAUGUUGAUAGAAAGCAGGAUAAAAAACGUCUAUUAGAUUUCCCGAAGUUUGUAAAUGCAAUUUAUCAAUCUCUUAAAGUAGACGGCCUCUCUAAAACAAAAUUCCUUAAUAAUUUACGUAUACCAUUUAGAUUAAAUAAAAACCGUUACUACAAGAAAAAAUGUUUGAAGAGAAAGGCUGGAACUGGUAAAACAUUUUUAAACAGCGAAGAGAAUUCAGAUUCAGAAAACAUCGAUCAUUCCUUCAAGAACAAGAGGAAAAUUGAUAAUACAUUUUUAACUGAAGAGGAUUCAGAUUCGGAAAAUGUUGAUCCAGGUAUAGCUGAAUAAAAUCAUUAAACGUAAGAAUCAAAAUCAAUUUUGUUUUAGAAAUUUCUAAUUUUAUUAAAUAUCAUCUGAAUGUUUUUAAUUAAAAUUAAAACUUUGCGAAUAAGCAUAAGUAGACUUUUUAAGUCAGUCCAUUAUAAAUAAUCAUUUUAUAGUAACUAAACGAAUUUGUUUUUAAGUAUUAAUGAAUUUUAUUAUUUAUUAUUACUUUUUAUUACUAUUAAUUUGUUUUUUAUUAAAGAAUUUAUAUUUUGUUUUUCUUUGCUUUU